Messenger RNA from Pocillopora verrucosa, 1125 nucleotides. The record is from RefSeq and is a predicted model, not a curated record. Lineage: Eukaryota; Metazoa; Cnidaria; Anthozoa; Scleractinia; Pocilloporidae.
AUGAGAUGCCUUCAACAUCCUUCCUGUGUUUCUGUAAACUUGGUCCUCGAGAUAGGACUGUGGUGCGAGUUAUUGUCAUCUGAUAAGUACAGCAACCCCAAGGAAUUCAGACAAAACGAAAGCUCAUAUCAUUAUCACAUCGUGGUGUGCCAACCACGACCUAACUCCACAGAAAAACGAUCUUUGAAUGGAAUGGCUAUUAAGAACAUAUGUGCUGAAAAUCCUUGCGCGAACAACACCACUUGUCGAAGCAGUUUUGCAGACAAACUUUAUCAGUGUCUAUGUCCUGCUGGAUACAAAGGUCCGAGGUGCCAAACAGACAUCGAUGAGUGUGCCAAAGGGAUUCACAAUUGCAGUCCCCAUGCCUUUUGCAACAAUACCAAAGGGUCUUAUUACUGCGCAUGCAGGCCCGGAUUCAUUGGGAAUGGCCGAGAAUGCAAAGAAGCUACUUCGUGUAAAGAAAUUCAUGACAAGGAUAUAUCCAAUGUGAGUGGUGUGGUUACCCUUUUGGUUGACUCCCAACCAUUGUCCGUUUUCUGUCACAUGGGAAAUUUUGGGUGUGGAGAUGGGGGAUGGACGCCAGUCAUGAAGAUUGACGGCAGAGAGACCACCUUCCAUUAUGAUGAGCAUUACUGGAUAAAUGAUCAAGGAUACAAUCUUCCCGGAGGAGAGACUGGGUUUGACGGACAGGAAUCAAAGCUACCCACCUACUGGAACACAUCCUUCUCCAAGAUCUGUCUCGGUAUGAAGAUCGACCAACAGCUCAGGUUCAUUGUCAUCCACAAGCAAGCUGACUCUCUGCGCUCACUGAUUGCUGAUGGCCAAUACCGCGCCACCUCACUGGGUCGUGAGAAGUGGAAGGAGUUGAUUGGUUCCCAAGGCUCAUUACAGUACAACUGCAACAAAGAAGGGUUCAAUGUCGUUUGUAGUUCGAGUGGAUAUUCUAAAGCCAGAAUUGGUAUUGUUAGCAACAACGAGAAAGCGUGUUCCACAUGCAACUCAAGGAUCGGAUUUGGCACAGGAGGGAACCCUAAUAAUUCAAACACGUGUGGUAACGAGGCCAAAUAUCAUACAGAUAAUGGAGACAAAUACAUCAAAGCCAUGGGAUACAUCUUGGUACAAUAA